Fraxinus pennsylvanica is the source of this 1128-nucleotide messenger RNA. The record is from the annotation of a GenBank genome assembly. NCBI's taxonomy places the organism in Eukaryota, Viridiplantae, Streptophyta, Magnoliopsida, Lamiales, Oleaceae.
AUGACGCAAAGAUCAUCGAACUUUUGGAAGAUCUUACGUGCACCAGUUAAAGAGCAUCUCUUUAAAUUCCUCUACCCUUUUCUUUUCUUUUAUCUCUCCAAGCAAAUUCAUCUCAAUUUAUUAAUUUUCAGGAUUAGCUUAAAGAUGGCAAAAUCCAACAAGCAGCAACAAAAAUCUGAUUCUCGAAAGCAUGGGGUUAGCCUGCGUAGGUUUUCCUCUCGGUGUACAAGGUUUUGUGAAGAUGCCCACCAUAGCAAAAGAUGUUUAAAAGCAUCGGAGAAGAAAGACUGGGAAGAUGCAGUUUGCUCGGUGUGCAUGGAGUUUCCUCACAAUGCUGUCCUCUUGCUUUGUUCCUCUUAUGAUAAGGGUUGCCGUCCUUAUAUGUGUGCUACUAGCCAGCGGUAUUCCAAUUGUCUUGAGCAGUACCGGAAGGCCUACACUAGGGCUGCUCCAACCCAAAGUGCACAACCAUGGCAAUGGUCAACAGACGAUCCAGACUUAUCGGCAACAUCUGGUUGGCCUGAUAGAAAGGUGGAAACAUCGGAGCUCUUGUGCCCGCUUUGCCGUGGGCAGGUGAAAGGUUGGACCGUGGUGGAACCUGCUCGAAAGUUCCUUAAUGCAAAGAAGCGAAGUUGCAUGCAGAAUAAUUGCUCAUUUGUUGGAACCUAUAAAGAGCUAAGGAAGCAUGUGAAGUUGGAGCAUCCGCUGGCACGUCCUCGAGAAAUGGAUCCUUCAAAUGUGGAAAAGUGGAAAAAACUUGAAAAUGAGCGAGAUCUAAGUGACGUGUUUAGCACGAUCAGAUCUACCACGCCUGGUGCUAUUGUAGUAGGGGAUUAUGUAAUAGAGAAUAACUAUCGUGGCUUUUCUCGGGGUUUUGAUGUUGAUCAUUAUUUGGAUGAUGCGCUUUUCAGGAUGGGACGGAUGGGUUCAUAUGGUGGACGCUGGAAUAGCUCUCAAUUCUCUUCUGAUUUUUUCCAGGAUGAUUAUGAUUUACUAGAUGAUGAAGAUUUUGCCAUGCAACAAGCUGGUGCUUCUGUUUCAUCUAGACGAAUUGGAAAUAAUGUUUCCCGAUCCCGUGCAAGAUUGUUGGUUGGAAGGCGGCGAGGACGGCUCAGAGAAGGUAGGUAA